AUGGCCUACGCGCACUACUUCCGUGCGUUGCUCGACGUCUGUGAAGACAUCGCCACCGACCUGCCCCCCAACUGCAGCGUGGAGCAGCUUCAAAGCGCCGUGGACACACGCGUCGUAGCCGCCGCGGUCGAGAGCGCAGAGCCCUGCCGCCAAAUCCUGGCCGAAUUCCAAAAGAAAACCAGCUUGCCCACCGAGCACUAUGGGCUCCUCAAAAUGCAGGAGCUCGCCAGAAUAGCGGCAGGCACCGGCCUUGGCAAACUCACGCCCACCACCCAUCUUACAACCUUGGCCUACAAAACACUCCUCGACCAAAACGUCAUCUCCAAGGACGAAUUCCUCGCCUGGAUCAAAGCCACCACCGACGAGGCAGAACACAGGGCUGAGACCCUCUCCAGAGUCAUCCCCAUCGCCAAAAAGCUUACUCAGCAAUCCGAUGGCUCCGAAGCGGAGCCGUCCGAUGAAGAGGACGAUUCCGACGACGAGGACUAA
Messenger RNA from Gregarina niphandrodes, 489 nucleotides. RefSeq lists its product as hypothetical. Lineage: Eukaryota; Apicomplexa; Conoidasida; Eugregarinorida; Gregarinidae. The record is from RefSeq and is a predicted model, not a curated record. Bases 1 to 489 code for a protein of 162 amino acids. The transcript has a single exon.